AUGAGAACUAGCAACAAAUUCAUCCGUCCGGAACUUUUUAAUAUUGAGCAAGGUGUGUGCACAAAUUGCCAAUUGGAUUGUUAUAAACUUGUUGUGCACAUAAGACCUUUGUCCUUGGAAAGACGACGUGAGUACAUUGAAAAAUCAGCACCAAAUAUUGUAAAGCGGAGGAAGAUGCUUAAGAAGCUUGCCAAAGAUCCAAGUGAAGGAAAUGCAUGGCAUGCUGAUCACAUUGUUCCAGUAUAUAAAGGCGGAGGUGAAUGCAAACUUGAGAAUUUGAGAACUCUUUGUGUGGCCUGCCAUCACAAUGUUACUGCUGAACAAUGCGCUGAACGACGCAUUAUAAGAGCAGAUGUCCGGAAACAACUAAAAGCAUUGAUGGAUACCAUGAAAAAUAGUAUGAAGGGUGCUGCUGGCACUAAUAUUGAGAAACAAGAAAAUAUGCAUGAGGAUGAUAUUUUAGUCCAGGUUCCUGGAAGUGCCUAUGCGGUAGCAAAUUGUCAAGAAAGCAGAGAUGCAGCCUGUUAA
Messenger RNA from Lathyrus sativus (Indian pea), 528 nucleotides. The record is from the annotation of a GenBank genome assembly. Lineage: Eukaryota; Viridiplantae; Streptophyta; Magnoliopsida; Fabales; Fabaceae.